GUGAGAAAGAUCAAUUGAAAUAAAUUACGCCACGCCGGAAUGAAUUGCCAAUCACCGUUUAUUGACGUAAGGUAUAGUCAGGAACAGUGAGUACCAUACAUAGUGUAAGGAAACAUACGAUAAAUACGGUAUUGUUUUACGCAGUUUACAGGGAUGUCGACUUUUAAUUACAUUGGUUCUAGUAUGGAAAAAUAACUCAUAUAUUCGGAAACAUUUUUUUCCGGGAGAUCAAAUGCACCUCUUCCUUUUUGGUGUUCCGUUUUAGAUAUUUUCAGGAAAUACCAUCUAAUGAAUUUUUAGUAAUUGGUUCAAGGAUUAAUUAUAUAUCGGCUGUACUCGUGAUGUAAUAGAGUGAUUUUGCUUGGAUAUACAAUAGAUGCAGUGAUAAGUUCUCACAAUGCUGCAGGAGAGAAUCUUAAGAAAGCGCCUAUGGUGAACGAUAAGGCAACGAUUUUUGAUAGACACCUGUAGAAGUUCCCAAAUUUUUCACUUCACGGACAACAAUUUUGAGAUACAGCAUCCAUGAUGGAGUUAAAAACAGGAAAUGCAGUUGACCAAAUUAGUUUUAGAGCGGACAACCACACGGGACAUGUUGUCAUUCAAAGUUGCAUGUAUGUGUGUCCGGUUGAGUAGAUUACAUGGUCCGUGUUGAAAAUUGUGAAAAAUAAACAUUAUAAAAAUAUGUUUGACAGUGAAUGGAUUAAUCUUGACCAAAACGAGAAAGGAUCCAGCUAAGGUGUACGUAACUCUAAUGCGAGUUUUCAACAACAAAUCCUGGCGUCUAACAAGCUGAUGAAUUCUUAGUGUCUCCUUUCGCACGCGCAUCCAUCAUAUGUAACCAUCUCUAUUCUAUUUUUUGGAGCAAUACACAACGUGCAGUCUGGCAGCUCGAUAAUAUACUGUAAUUAUUCACAUAAUAAAGUGUUUACAUGUGUUCAGAUGUAAUAGGUAUUCUCCAAUAAAUAAAAAAAGUGAUUAAUUAAGUUGAUGAAGAGAGAAGACAAUGUGAUGGAGAUGCCUGAUAUGUGUUCCAUCUUUGGUGUCACGCUUUCCUUCUAGUACCUGGAAUGAAUGACAGCUCUGUGAUCGAUACUUUGAUUGAAUUUUCCUUCGUAUUUGAAUAUGUCAGGUCUCGUCAUGGUUGAACCAGCCAAUGAAAAAACUCGUAUUGAUUCUACGGAGCAGCUCAUACACCAAGUGCCAGUAGCAUUCGCGGAUCCAAACGAUGAAACCAGUGGAAAUGUCAAACGUCCUAAUUCAUUGCCGAACAACCUUGAUAAACAUUCGGAACGUGUCCCCGAAAACAAACAUAAUGCUCGGCAUUUACAGGAUUUAAAUUUUCAAGAACAUGGAGAAAUUGACGGAAGAGUCAAUCAAGCAUAUUCUUCUCCUGACAUCGAGUUACAAAACUAUAGCUUUGAUGUAGGUGAGAAAAAAGACAGAGUUGACCAGAGCAGUCAAAAAGAGGGAGAGAAGGGUAAACAAAGCUCCCAGAUGAGUCUUCAAAAUACUUCCAUUCCACACACGCGGUUGCCGCAAAUAGAUUGUGCCAUCAUCGCCGAGGAGGAUACGUCGCGAAGCGUUCUGUUGGAGGAUGGUGGGGGGAAAGAGGAGUCGCGAAAUAACAACAAAUCUACAAAGGACAACAUUAUUUCGGACAUUGGUGCCGAUAUAAUGAGAGUUAAUGGAGCCAUUGGCUCAUUUAAACAGUUACAGAAGCCGACCUCUAUGCAGUCCCUGCCCACUUCCUCCAAAAUGAGUUUUAAUGACGAAACCGGAGCCGGUACAGCUUUAGUGGAUAAAGGUGACUCCGGAAAAUAUGUGGAAAAUAAACAGGACAAAGAUAAUAAACCCAAUGUGGGGUACAGACUCGGGAAACGAAAAUCCCUGUACGAACGUCGACGGAAAAUCUCGGACUAUUGUCUCGUUCUUGGAAUGGCCGGAAUUCUUAUAAUGAUUCUUGAGACGGAACUUAUUAUGGCGAAAGUUUACACCAAGGAUACUUACUAUUCACUGGUGUUGAAAUCUCUCAUCUCACUGUCCACUUUUAUUCUGAUUGGCCUUAUACUCGCUUACCAUGCAGUUGAAAUCCAGUUGUUUGCCAUCGACAAUUGUGUAGAAGAUUGGCGGAUCGCCAUUUCUUGGAGGCGUUGUUUUCAACUGGGCCUUGAAAUUCUUGUCUGCGCAGUUCAUCCAAUUCCAGGGGAAUUCUUUUUCAUAUGGAAGACCGAAAUCUACGACGGAGCGUCCGUGGUAGAAGAGGACGUUCCGGUGGAUAUACUUCUUUCUAUUCCAAUGUUUAUGAGACUGUACCUCAUAGCCAGAGUGAUGUUACUCCAUAGUAAACUUUUUACAGACGCUUCCUCGCGAAGUAUAGGUGCGCUGAAUAGGAUUAAUUUUGAUACUCGUUUUGUGUUAAAGACUUUAAUGCACAUUUGUCCCGGGACUGUGAUGCUGGUGUUUACUCUCUCAAUGUGGAUUAUCACUAGCUGGUUACUACGUGCCUGUGAAAGGUAUUUUGAUCACAGACACGAGAACAUUCUGAAUGCCAUGUGGAUGAUAUCUAUCACGUUUUUGUCGGUCGGGUAUGGUGAUAUCGUCCCUAACACUUAUUGUGGUAGAACCAUCUCCAUAGCGGUAGGCUGCAUGGGUGCUGGUAUUACUGCUUUGAUCGUUGCUGUUUUGUCCAAAAAAUUAGAGCUUAGUCGAGCAGAGAAACACGUGCAUUUCUUUAUGAUGGAUACCCAACUGUCAAAACGAUUGAAGAAUGCGGCAGCUAAUGUUUUACGAGAGACUUGGUUAAUUUACAAAUAUACAAAACUCGUCAACAAAAUAGACGCAGGCAAAGUCAGAGCCCAUCAGAGAAAAUUCCUACAGGCAAUCCACAGUUUGCGCAAAGUAAAAAUGGGGCAAAGGAAAUUGGCCGAAAAUCAAAACACACUAGUUGAUAUUGCUAAGAGUUUAGGUCGUACAGGCCUGGAACCGCCUCACAGUGUGUAUAUUUCAAUACCCCACGUGCAAUUCAAACAGACGCAGGGACAAAUUCAUGACACCGUUUCAGACGUAUUUACAAAGACUUCUACUCUGGAGGAUCGAGUGAACAAAAUAGAAAACACCCUUGUAUCUUUACAAGAGCAUCUUGAAAGACUUCCAGUACUCAUAGCGGAUAAAGUAUCUUCACGUAGAAACGAACCCCAAUACACACUACCUCCUGUUCGUGAUUUGGACAGGGAUCGAACUUCGCGGGAAGUAGAACGUGAAAAGCAUUUGGAGGCACGUGAUAGACUGUUUGAGCCACGUGAUCUUGUUGAACAACGAGAGCGGGAAAAAAGGACUGGAGAUUUUAAUUCGGACCUUCCCGAUAGUGCAGAAUCUACAAGGUCGGAAUUUAAUCAACUUCGAAAAACUUCGCCACCUCGUCGCCGAAAACAAUCUGCUCCAUCAACAAACACUCUUACACAAUACCCACCGUCUCAAGGGAGCAUGAGUCAAAUCUAAUAUUGACCUGGAUUUUCCCUAAGAACCCCCAAUAAAAUGGUUUUUACGGAAUCAAAAUUGGUGCCAGUAAAGUCAUUCCAAUACUGUUGUUUGAAUACUAGAAUCUACUCGACUUCAUUGAUUUCUCUAUAACAUAUAUCAACGAUUAAUGCUAAUACGUACACUAUAAUCGCUAAUGAUGAAAGUGUCAUAUGUGAUUUUUUUUGUAUUGGCGUAUAGCAUUUAAGUGAUGAAUGUUUGAACAGGAAAGCGACUCCUGUGAUUUGGUUGCUAAGUGACAGAUGUUUCAUAUGACUAUAACCGUUACUUCUUUCUGUCUUACUAGACUGGCAAAAUCUGUGAUAUACACAACGUUAUAUUGUGAUGUAGGAUCUUGUUUGAUGUGCGGUAGAAAAGAAAUUUGGCGUGGUCCCAGUGAUGACCUGACAGAGUGAUUAAUUAUUUAAUAAUUAAUACCGUGUCUUCCGUUCGCAGGGCUCACUUCCUGGACCCGCCUCGGACACAUUCCUCCCGCUUAAAUUCCUUUUAUAUCCAUAUAGAAGUUUUCAGUCAUGAAUUUCUACAGUGCCUCGACUUUUCUUUUAAAUACUAAUUGGUUAAUCCUUUUGAGUUUACUGUCGUAUAAUCACAUUAAUAUUAAUGCAAAAUUAGACAUUUUACGCCCAGAAAAUUUACCCUUUUUCUUUCCUCGUUAACCAGAAUUUUUUGGAGGUUGAAACGCUAUGGUAAUUUUUGAAAAAGGGUACUUACCUACAAGUGUAGAACUGACAAUGUUCUAAUAUUACCUCAUCUCAUUACCUGCCUAGCCCAUGUGUAUAUUGCUAUCUGUUUAUGUCCAUCGUCCUUAAAUAUGGGAACAUUUCUAACAUUAUAUGUCUAGGAACAAUGAGCUUAAUCCGUUUUAACGAGAUUUGUAAAAAUUUAUAGUAUUUACAGAUGGCCCCUUUCUCCCCUUUGGUAAAAACCUUAAAUUCAGACCAAAACAAAACGUUCUUCUACCAAAUUAUUGCAAACUGUUUAAUUUCAAAUCAGUUCAAAUCACAUAUGAAAAGUUAAUAAAGGCUCUCGUAUAAUACAAUAUGAUAAGAACCAUUUGGACAUGGUGAUGGUUAGGUAAUAAUGACUGGUAGGGAAAAAGUCUGAAAUUCAUAGAUUUAUAAUUACGAUUCAGUCAUGGGGAGUAGAUAUGUAUCAGAUAUUUUAUCAGGUUUGAUACUCGGAUGUCUGUCAAGGUCCUAUGGCCUGUUACAUUAACCAAAGAACUAUAACUCCUCUCACUUACAUUAAACUUGGUUUUGUUAUAAUAUUCAUAACUUUUCUAAUAAUAAUUAGAAGGGAAAAAAAUCCAACAUUUUUAAAGUUUAUUAAAGCAAGUUCUAUUUCUCUACAUUUUUUCCCAACCUUUUUUGUAUUGAAAGUCACAAUUUAACUAAUCCUUAAUUUAUGUAUAUUUAAAUUUUUUUAGACUGGAAAGUUUGAGGCUUUCAUCUGUUGGUGAAGACUAAAUAAACUUGAUAUAUUUUUGUAAAGUGUAAAUAUAUAGUUCCUAAUACGUAUAACGUCUUUGUUUUGUUAUUGUGUCGACAUAUGUUUGUAAUAUCAUUCCCACAUGCUCAACAGUUAUAUAUAGAGAUGUUAUGAUUUUCUCCCGUUAUUUUAUUUGUAUAUAUUAAAUAAUGAAAUUGUAAAAUUAGGGUUUUUUUAUUUAAUUUACAUUAUUGAAUUUCCACUUUAAUCAAAGCAAAUGUGCAAAAUGUUUAAAAGAAUUCUAAUUUUAAAAGGACCUACGCAAUACAGUGAAAAAAAAUGAUAUAGGAGAAAAAGUAAAAAAAAAAACUUGUUUACUAUCCAAUAAAGACGAAGUACUUAAUCGUAAAUCCUCAUUCGAGAAUUUCCUGGGAUCACUCUAAAUAUUGAUCAGUGUGAAACUUUUGUGAAUAACCUUUUUGUCUAACAUUUAUGUUAUUUUCUCUUAAUACGUCUCAUAUUUAAAACUUGUUUGCGUUGUGUUAUUUAAUGGUGCGACAAUUCCAACCCUUUUUCUUGCUGCAUUUUUUAUACACUAAGAAAAAUAUGUGAAUUAGUUGGUGUUCAUUUAUGUAUAGUAAUUAUAAGGAUUGGGACAUCGCUAAUUUUCUUGAAAUUAUAAACUCUUGUCUUUUUUUACGGUUAUUUACCUUUCCUCUCCUCACAUGAACAUAAAGAAUAAUAAACAAUAUGGUAAACAUUUCAAACAUUCCAAUAUUUCAAAUUGUAAAAUUACUCAAAUUAUUUGGAACUGAAAUACCGGGUUUUAAAAAAAAAAAGUCUUUUUUUUUUAUAUACUUAUAUUCACUUUUUUACGCAGAACAUGCAUUUACUUAUAUUAACCUGCAACAACAAUUUGUAUUCAAAAUUCAGGGUUUUUGUUCAGAAAAAAAUAAUUCUCAAAUUAAUAAUAUGAGAUUGUAUGAAAAAUUAUAAGUUGUAUAAGAACUGCUUGUACUGUAUCUGUUCUAAUGUCGUUGCCUUCUUUUUUAACAUCAGCGGACCCUGAUAUUAAAAUAUUGCACUCAUAGUCAUUGACAUUAUAUGGUUUGGAAGUGAUUCUGCGAAAUAAAAUAAAAUGUAACACAAAUA
Molecule: messenger RNA, 6117 nt
Organism: Saccostrea cuccullata (small rock oyster)
Lineage: Eukaryota; Metazoa; Mollusca; Bivalvia; Ostreida; Ostreidae
Product: small conductance calcium-activated potassium channel protein 2-like
Exons: 12
Coding region: 1123-3498 (791 amino acids)
Biological process (GO): potassium ion transmembrane transport
Cellular component (GO): neuron projection; neuronal cell body; plasma membrane
Molecular function (GO): calmodulin binding; small conductance calcium-activated potassium channel activity
Source: RefSeq, a predicted model, not a curated record